This is a messenger RNA of Diachasma alloeum, 2844 nucleotides long. RefSeq names its product Bardet-Biedl syndrome 7 protein homolog. The record is from RefSeq and is a predicted model, not a curated record. Bases 92 to 2272 code for a protein of 726 amino acids. The transcript is spliced from 3 exons. Gene Ontology annotation, molecular function: protein binding. Gene Ontology annotation, cellular component: ciliary basal body; axoneme; neuron projection. Gene Ontology annotation, biological process: intracellular transport; cilium assembly; intracellular protein localization. NCBI's taxonomy places the organism in Eukaryota, Metazoa, Arthropoda, Insecta, Hymenoptera, Braconidae.
UGUGAGAAUGUAAAUGUAACAAUGCAAAUGGAUUGUAGGAUUGAUCACAUCGAUAGUCAUUGAGUAAGAUAACAAUUAGAAGAUUACCGAAAUGUCGUUGGUACUGUCGAGGGUGGAUUACGUCUCGGUUGGAGUGACUUCGAAGGGCACAACGCGCAUUCUGCCCUCGCACGAAGCAAAAGCCACUCAAAAAUUCGCCGUCGGAGAUCACGACGGGAUUCUCCAUGUCUUUGGAAUGAAAAAAGGAGAGCUCCAGCUGUUCUUCAAAUCCCUCCCAGGCCCGAAGAUAGAGCGUCUUGUCCUCGGGGGCUCACUAGGAAGUCCAAAAGACAAGAUUUUCAUCGCCUACGGCAACUCGGUGAAAGGCUACACGAAAAAAGGGAAGAUGUUCCUCGAGUUCGACACGAGUCUCAUUGAUCCCAUCACUUCGAUGUUCGUCCUGGGACCGGACCUGGCGGCGUGCGCUCGAGACUUAUACCACAGGUACCAAAACUGCAAGGACGCCGACUCGUACCUCGCAGGCGAAACCCUCAACGACGUGAUCCUGAUCCCGGGUGAGGGCACAUCAGUGCUCGCUAUCCUGGCCUGUGGGGACCGCGCCAUUCGCGUGCUGACCGGCACGAAGAGCCCGACGAUCCUGCGACUUCCCAGUGUCCCCACAGUGCUGGCCUCCUGGAGAGAAGACGACCGAGACUCCCGAAAUCGUCUCCUCCUAGGCACCCAGGACGGCAAGAUCGGUCUGCUGACAGUUCAGAAUGCGAAAACAAUCAGGAUAACGUGGCUGCUGACGACAGUCGCCUCUGAAGUGACUUCCCUGGACACUUACGAGCUCGAGGACGGCCUGGACAUCCUGGUGGGUCGUCAGGACGGCUCCGUGGAGGUCUUCACGUUCCCAGCCGACGAGGACACAACGCCCCUCCGUAGAUACCGCUACAGCGCAGGCGAAAGCAUCAGCACAGUGAUGGGAGGGAUCAUCGGUGCCCCAGGCUACCCCGAGAUCCUAGUGACGACGUACUCAGGGCGACUGUUCGGCCUGACGACGCGACCCCCAGGUUCCUUGGAGGCUGGAUCCAACGUCGAGGCCCAGGAGAAACUCAAAUCAGAGAUUCUUGAACUGGAGCAGAAGCUGGUGGAGGAGAGGGAGAUGUACGACUUUCCAAACGAAAGUAUAGCUCCCCUGAUCCUCUCGGUGAAUCAUCGGAUGAUUCUGGACCCGGAGACGGCGUCGUAUCAGCUGUCGAUAGAGCUCGACACCCCGAUAGACAAUGUCCUCGUACAAUCAGACACCCCAGUGGAGCUUCUCGACGAGAGCAACAGUGCAGUGGCGAGUCUAUCGGUCUGCAAUCCCCAGGAGAAUAACUUCGUUCUAGCAACCUAUCGCUGUCAGGCAAAUGUCAAUCGUCUGGAGACUCGAAUGCGCACGAUUGAGGGGCAAUCGGGUGUUCUCCAGGUUUACGUGACGACUCAGAUCCAGCCGAAGGCUUGCAGAAGGAUAAGAGUGCCGGUGUAUGCAUUGUCUCUUCACGCUAGACUCCAUGAGGAUGAGAAUCCACAGUCGUCUGGGGGGCCUUUCAAUGAGUUGAGGCUCGUGGGGGGAUUCACUGUCGCUGAGAUGCAUGCCUGGUUGUCCCUGGCGUUGCCGGACAUCUCCGAGAGGCCGCAGUUGGUUGAUGGAGAGGCCACGUUGAAUUAUAUCUCCACUUUUGUUGGGACUCUGCUGAAGUGCAGGUAUAAGAAGGGAAAUGCCAGUUUUCUCGGGGAGAAUGUGUCCACUGUGAUCAUUCUGAGGGACCUGCUGACGAGGGAGGCCACCAAGAGGAAGAUCAAGCUGGAUGUUUUUUGUGAUGUUGCUGAGGGCAGUGUCACCAGGGUCUUGGAGCUGAUUCUACCCAGGCUCGAGGCUGCUGAUGAGUUGACGCAGAAGCUGAGGAUCCUGGAUGCCCUGCAGGAGUGGGAGAUGAAGGCUGAGGCUGAAGGGAAUCUGAGUAGUGAGUAUCAGGACCUUCUGAGGCAGGAGGACGUCCUCAGACGACAGAUGGCGAAACAUCCGGAGAUCCUGGUGAGACUGCAUGGGGUCAUUACGGAUUUAUAUGUCGAUUGGGAGAGGGCUAAAGGGUCCAGGAGGAUGACCAGUGCAGUGGCUGCUGAGAAAUUGAGCUCUGCGCUCGAGAGUCGGGAUAUGGAGGCUCUUCAACUGAUUGUUCUUGGGAAAGAUGAGAAUCCAACUACACCACCUGCUAGUCUCGGUCUUGCACAGGAUCUUAUCAUCUGAUUGGAAGGAUUGAGACUGGAUGUGUUUUGUGAUGUUGCUGAGGGCAGUGUCACCAGGGUCUUGAAGCUGAUUCUACCCGGGCUCGAGGCUGCUGAUGAGUUGACGCAGAAGCUGAGGAUUCUGGAUGCCCUGCAGGAGUGGGAGAUGAAGGCUGAGGCUGAAGGGAAUUUGAGUCGUGAGUAUCAGGAGCUUUUGAGGCAGGAGGACGUCGUCAGACGACAGAUGGCGAAACAUCCGGAGAUCCUGGUGAGACUGCAUGGGGUCAUUACGGAUUUAUAUAUCGAUUGGGAGAGGGCUAGAGGGUCCAGGAGGAUGACCAGUGCAGUGGCUGCUGAGAAACUGAGUUCUGCGCUCGGGAGUCGAGCUCGAAAGACGGGCGCAUAUUGAGGCUCUUCAACAGAUUGGUCUUGGGAAAGAUGAGAACCCAACUACACCACCUGCUAGUCUCGGUCUUGCACAGGAUAUCAUCAUCUGAUUGGGAGGAUUGAGGCAAAUCUUCGUUUUGUAUAAACGUGUUCAUGUAAAAAAUAUAUUUUUAAUAUUACAUACAUCGAAUUUGCGAUAUAAAUCUU